Myzus persicae (green peach aphid) is the source of this 846-nucleotide messenger RNA. RefSeq names its product cytochrome c oxidase subunit 5B, mitochondrial-like. The record is from RefSeq and is a predicted model, not a curated record. Bases 172 to 558 code for a protein of 128 amino acids. Gene Ontology annotation, cellular component: mitochondrial envelope. Gene Ontology annotation, biological process: mitochondrial electron transport, cytochrome c to oxygen. NCBI's taxonomy places the organism in Eukaryota, Metazoa, Arthropoda, Insecta, Hemiptera, Aphididae. The transcript has 3 exons.
GUUCUAUGGAAUGCUGAUAACGCGUUGCCUGCUUUUUCAAUUUUUAUAGUUUUUUCUUCACAGUCAUCAUAAACCUCCGAAAUUUUUUUUCACAACUCGCUGAAUUGCGAUUAUUACCUACCUCCGUACCCGUCCUUUCUUUUGUAAUUAGAUUUUUCCAUUUCUGACAAAAUGAAUUCUAGACUAUUAUCCUUGAGCUCAAAGAUAAUUUUUAGGAGUCCAAGUAGAAUGUUCGCUGCCUCUUCCGCGAAAUUCACCAAAGUCAAUGAUGAAGGAUUUCCUGAUCCUUUGGAUUUAGCUACUGGUAUUGAAAAAAAAGAAAUGCUCUGCCGUCUAGCUGGGAAUGAUGAUCCAUACAAUUUGAAAGCUAUAAAACGUGGCGUGAGUACCUGUGAUAAACCCACUUUAGUUCCAUCUGCCUUUGAAGCAAGAAUUAUUGGCUGUGUAUGUGAAGAAGACGCGUCUCAUGUCAAAUGGAUGUGGCUGUAUUCAGGAGAACCCAAACGCUGUUACUGUGGCCAUUGGUAUAAAUUAGUGUUCAAGGAAGCACUUGUAUGAAUAAUAAAUGUUUGUUAUAACAAUCAUAUGAUAUGUUUAGUCCUGUUCCAAAUGAUAUAUUUUUUGUUUGUUAAAUUGUUUUGUUGUUAAAAAGUCCAUCUUUGGAAUCAGUAACAGUUAAUUGUUAUUAAAUUGUUUAGCUAAAAUAAGUAAGGCUUAUGAAAAUCAAUAUAUUUUAGUACUUAAGGACUGUUUAUAUUGUUAAUUCGACAAACCCUGUCAUUUGUAGUUUUGCUAAAAUAUUCAAUAUAAUUGUUAUAUUUGAUUAAAAACAGUUUUUUUAUUGUA